Molecule: messenger RNA, 1293 nt
Organism: Phycomyces blakesleeanus NRRL 1555(-)
Lineage: Eukaryota; Fungi; Mucoromycota; Mucoromycetes; Mucorales; Phycomycetaceae
Exons: 3
Coding region: 1-1293 (430 amino acids)
Source: RefSeq, a predicted model, not a curated record
AUGACUAGUACUGCUUUCUUAGGACUGGAUGAGAUACAUCUUCUAGGUCACGGUACAGGCCAGCAGCUGUACGUUGCACUUGGAGGAAAGUUCUGCCCCACGAUCAAUGACGGUAGAAGAAAUGCACAUGUCAUUCACUUGCAAGACUGGUUGAAACAUCAUGGAUACCCAUUUGCUCUGGAUGUCAGUCUGGAAGAUAUUGACAAAGCAAUUUGCGUAUCCAGGGCCGAUAUACCAGCCGAUUUCAUGGGAAUGUGGAGAUCCUUGAAGGAAUCCAACAGCAAGAGGAAGGCUGUCGAUUGGAUAGACUUCCUCUUGUCUGUUGUUCCCACAAUUGUUAUUGAUCAUUUCGUUUUUGAUCAUACGAAAGCAGCAGUGAUGAACCUUGUUACUGCAUGCAGAAUUGCCCAGCAGUGGAGGAUCACUGCUGCCAAUAUCCAAGAAGCAGAGGAGACCAUUGGUUGCUGGCAUGCCUUCCUCCAUUGUGAGAUCGAAGAAAAGAGACUGAAGCCUACGAUUUUCGUAAUGAACCAGCAUAUGCUGGUUCAUCUUGGCUAUAUGAUGCGGAAGAUGGGCCCUCUGCAGGCAUACAGUUGUAGGCCAAUCGAAAGGACAAUUGGUGUCUACAGUGCAGCAAUCAAGUCAAGAAAGAAACCAGGAAAGAACAUAGAGAAUCUCUUGCUCAGAAAGGCAGCAAUCAAUCACAGUCUUGGUUGCCAACCUGUCAUUUGUGCCACAAAUGACAGAAGGACCAGCAACUUUGAGGUUGCAAGUAAUGAUGUUGCUGGUCCUCAACUUUGGUCUAGGCCAACUCGAAGCUCUCUGGCUGAGUUGGCUGCCACCAUUGGCAUAGAGUGCCAGGACUUGGUCCACAGUUUAGUGCCUUUCUGGGCAAGAGAAGACAUUGUUUCCUUUGAGGAAAAUGAUGAAGUGGUUUGCGCCAACAAGAUGUGGAAAGACUUGGUGGUCUAUAGAGUCCGGUUCUCUGUUGACAGCAGACAUGGUCGAGUAAACAAUCUUGCUGUGCUCAAUGAUGCCAAGGAGUAUGGAUUUAUUCUUAAAUUCUUUUCCCAAACUGUCAACAGAGUGACCAGACUCUUUGUGGCUAUCGACUGUCUUUCCAAUUUUCAAUGUGUGAACCAGGAUCUUUUCCCUGCAUGGGAUAGUCUGGCAUCUGGUGUGGUGAAGGUGGUGAAUGUAAAGUCUAUCGAGGGGAUUGCUGGCCUCGUCCACAACCCAAACAACAAGGUCAUUCGGCACAUUAUCUGGCCUUUGCCAAAAUACAACCAAUAG